GGAGGUGCAGACCCCUCCCCUCGGCCCAGUUCGCCUGGCGGCAACAGGCGUCACGUCGGUGAGAAAACAUGAGCCGAGAUUUCAAACCCGGAGACUUGAUCUUUGCCAAGAUGAAAGGUUAUCCCCAUUGGCCAGCCAGGGUGGAUGAAGUUCCUGAUGGAGCAGUAAAGCCUCCUACGAAUAAAAUGCCUAUUUUCUUUUUUGGCACUCAUGAGACGGCAUUCUUGGGACCAAAGGACAUAUUCCCUUACUCUGAAAAUAAAGAUAAAUAUGGCAAACCAAAUAAAAGAAAGGGUUUUAAUGAAGGAUUGUGGGAAAUCGAUAACAAUCCCAAAGUGAAGUUCUCUCAUCAACAGUCCCAUCCAGCUGUUAACACUCCUAUCAAAGAAACUGUUCAAGAAAGCAGUCAGGAGCCUGCAGAGGGGAGUGAAGAAAAAGCAGGAGCCAAAAGAAGAAAGUCUUCUGUCCCAAAAUUAUCCCCUAAAGGCGAUAGUAGCUUACCUACAGAAGCUGAAACAGAAGAAAAGGAGAUGGAUACUUCAAAGGAAGAUGUUCUACCUUCUGAAAAAAUCAGUAAAGAAGAUGUGGUGAAAACAGAUGAUGCAUCUAUUCCUAAAGUUGCUAGAAGAGGCAGAAAAAGAAAGGCUGAAAAACAAGCUGAAGCCGAGGAAGGAGUGGCACCAGUGGCAGGAGCAAUGGCAGCAGCAGCUCCUGUGCCAGUGUCUCCAAAAGUAAGCCCCAAAAGAGGAAGACCAGCAGCUUCUGACAUAAAGGUUCCAAAACCAAGAGGGAGACCCAAGUUGGUGAAACCACCUUGUCUUUCAGAGAGCGACCUCGUUAAUGAGGAGGAGAAGGCAAAGAAAAAAGGACCAGAGGAAAAGCCCAAAAAGCAAGGUAAAAAAGAUGAGGAAAGUCAGAAAGAAGAGGAGAAAUCAAAGAAGGAGUUUGACAAAAAGGAAGGGAAGAAAGAGUCUGAACCAAAAAGGAAGAAUGCUGCAAAAGUGGGUUCUGCAUCAGCUUCUGAUUCUGAAGAUGAUGGAGAAGAGCAGGAAGGUGACAAGAAGAAAAAAGGGGGAAGAAGCUUUCAGGCACCUCAUAGACGAAACAUCGUAAGAGGCCAACAUGAGAGAGAAGUGACAGAAAGAAAGCGUAAGCAAGAAGAACAGACAGAAUCUGAAUUGCAGAGUAAAGAAGAAGGCAAGAAAAUAGAAGUUAAGAAGAUGGAGAAGAAGAGAGAAACAUCAAUGGAUUCUAGGCUUCAAAGGAUACACGCAGAAAUUAAGAACUCCCUGAAAAUUGAUAAUCUUGAUGUGAAGAGGUGUAUUGAGGCUCUUGAUGAGCUUGCAUCCCUUCAAGUCACAAUGCAACAAGCUCAGAAACAUACAGAGAUGAUUCUGACUCUAAAGAAGAUACGGAAAUUCAAAGUUAGCCAAAUUAUCAUGGAGAAAUCUACAAUGCUGUAUAACAAGUUCAAGACCAUGUUUCUGGUUGGGGAAGGAGAUUCAGUUCUUUCCCAAGUACUAAAUAAAUCACUUGCUGAGCAGAAGCAGCACGAGGAAGCCAACAAAACCAAAGAACAGUGGAAGAAAGGAGCAAACAAAAAAAUGGAAAAGGACCAAACAGGUUCAAAGGUUCUGAAUGGAGGGGCUGAACCUCAAGACACCAACCCGUCACAGCACAAUGAAGAGAACACUGAGGAAAAGAAAGAUAGGCAUGAAGUUGGCAGUAAGAAAAAGACAUGUGGUGAAGAGAGUGAGAUUGAAAAGCCAGCAAAAGAUCCUGCCUUUGAAAGCAAAUGAUACCACUGGAGUCUUUUUUUUUUAAAUACAAAUUAAAGAGGUUGUUAAGUUUUGCAUUUGAAAUCUAUAGCCUGCUGAAAGUUUUAAAUAAUUUUAUAAGCAUAGUAUUUUAAA
Molecule: messenger RNA, 1913 nt
Organism: Cariama cristata (Red-legged seriema)
Lineage: Eukaryota; Metazoa; Chordata; Aves; Cariamiformes; Cariamidae
Gene: PSIP1
Product: PC4 and SFRS1 interacting protein 1
Exons: 16
Coding region: 69-1799 (576 amino acids)
Biological process (GO): regulation of transcription by RNA polymerase II
Cellular component (GO): nucleus
Molecular function (GO): double-stranded DNA binding; transcription coregulator activity
Source: RefSeq, a predicted model, not a curated record